Molecule: messenger RNA, 4064 nt
Organism: Chroicocephalus ridibundus (black-headed gull)
Lineage: Eukaryota; Metazoa; Chordata; Aves; Charadriiformes; Laridae
Gene: ORC2
Product: origin recognition complex subunit 2
Exons: 16
Coding region: 293-2008 (571 amino acids)
Biological process (GO): DNA replication
Cellular component (GO): nucleus; nuclear origin of replication recognition complex
Molecular function (GO): DNA replication origin binding
Source: RefSeq, a predicted model, not a curated record
CCACCUCGUCGUCAGGCGGUGGAGUUGCCCGUUAUCUGGCACGUGAACCCGCUUCCGCCUCCUGCUGCUGUCGCGGGGGGCGGCCGGGAGCCCGCGGCGGGCCGGUGGCGGAGGGAGCAGGAGCCCCGGGGUCGAGUCUCGGGCCCCGCGGAGCGCGGCGCGCUGAGGCGGAGGACGGUCCCGGCGGUUCACAGUCGCGUGCCGCCGUGCGCGCCUUGCGGCAGCGCCCCCUGGCGGCGGGGCUGGGCGGGACCCGCGUGUGUGAGGCGCGGGUGCUCGCAGGGUGCCCACCAUGAGCCAGCCGGAGGGGAAGGGCGGCGGCGGGGGCCUGCGGGUGAAGUUCGUGCCCGACGAGGAGGUCCUGAAGCACAUUGCUGAUGACCCAGGUAUUAAAGUACGGAAGGACAAGAAUCAGCCGACAGUCAGUGUGAAGACAUUUGUGAAGAAACUUGAGAAUAUUUCAGACGAUGAAGCUCAGGAGAUCCUGGAAGAGAAGAAAUAUGUUGCCGCUCUUGGAAUAUGUGCUCAAGAUUCAAUGGGAAAUGGCUCAAGCGUAAGUGGUGGUGAAGUUUACUCAUUCCAGACUCCCAAACGCUCCAGCAAAAUGGCAGAGCUGGCCUCUGAAUUAGCCCAGACACCAGGACAGAGUGUUGCACCUGAUCACUCCGAGUGCCCUGAGAAGACAGCCAAAACCCCUCAAAGCAGCAAACGUUCAAGUUCAAACAAAGUGCAGCAGAAGAGUAAAAGGAAAGAAUUUGUGUCUACCACACCUUACAGACUCAGAAAGAGGCUAACAGCUCCAGAUCCCUAUUUAGAAAGUGAGAGUGAAUAUUCUGCUUCCUGCUCAGAGGAGGAGGAUGAGGAAGACCAGAAAGAAGUCAGCACUGUUUUAUCAGGUCGAAAGACCCCAGCAAAAACUAUGACUGCAUCUACACCUCCUCCCAGAAACACCCUAGCCAAAAAAAUUAAAGAGAACAAGAUGAGCAACCUGGUGGAGGAAUACUUUGAAGCUCACAGUAGUUCCAAAGUGCUCACUUCGGACCGAACACUGCAGAAGUUGCGGAAAAGAAGAUUGGAUCAGCAAACACUGCAUGACCUUUUGAAAAAAGCUCCCCUUGCCUAUGCUGCUGAAAUUAAAGAGCUAAACCAGCAACACGAAUCCCUGUUUUCCAAGUGGAUGCUGCAAUUACACUUGGGUUUCAAUAUUGUGCUUUAUGGUCUGGGCUCAAAGCGUGAUUUGUUAGAGAAGUUUCGUACCUCUGUGCUCCAGGAUUCCGUUCACCUUGUGGUUAAUGGAUACUUCCCCAGCAUCACUGUGAGAUCUAUUCUCAACUCCAUUACAGAGGAGGUACUGGACCAUGUAGGGACCUUCCGCAGCCCCCUUGACCAACUUGAAUUCAUCAUUAAAAGGUUUAAAGAAGAUUCAUCUUUAGAGCUCUAUGUCCUUAUUCAUAACCUGGACAGCCAGAUGUUGAGAGGAGAAAGAAGUCAGCAGAUCCUUGCACAGUUAUCUUCUCUGCCUAGCAUUUACCUCAUUGCCUCUAUCGAUCACAUCAAUGCUCCUCUCAUGUGGGACCAGGCAAAGCUAAGCCUCUACAACUGGCUUUGGUAUGAAACAACCACAUUUAGUCCUUAUGUGGAAGAAACGUCUUAUGAGAACUCGCUUUUAGUGCAGCAGUCUGGAUCUUUGGCUUUGAGCUCCCUAACGCAUGUCCUGCGCAGUCUCACUCUCAAUGCCAGGGGGAUAUUCAGACUGCUUGCUCAGUACCAGCUGGAGAACAAGGACAACACAUCUUACCCAGGGCUGUCUUUCCAAGACUUCUACCAGCAGUGUCGGGAGGCUUUCCUUGUGAACAGUGACCUGACACUCAGGGCACAACUGACAGAAUUUAGGGACCACAAGCUCAUCCGGACCAAGCGGGGAGCUGAUGGUGUGGAAUACUUAUUAAUUCCUGUAGAUGACAGUACCUUGACCGACUUCUUAGAGAAAGAGGAUGAAGAUGUAUAACGUCUCUCUGUUCGCAAAGCAUCUACGGCAAUUGCUCUCAAGGGCUGCUGGAGAGGGGCCUGUACUGAGUUCGCUCUCCCUCCAACCCCAAGGCUGCUGGACUACUUAUUGAAAUGUAAUAAUUGUAAUGAAUGGUGCUCGUUGUUCAGCUACAUCAGGUAGUUUGGAAUGAUGACUUCUGUAAGCAAGGCAUCUCUUGCUCUGUAGUUCGAUUUGUCUGCUUUGUCUCUUAGCUCAGAUGAUGCCUUCUUCGUAUCUAUGCAGCCAACCUUACAGCCAGAAACACAAACUUGGUAAGAUUGUGCCUUCUGCUCUCUACCUCACCAGACAUGAGGGUUUGAUUGGAGCAGUUUACUGCAAAUCACUAUAUGGUCAGAGCUUUAGUUUGUACUAGUGGUGCAACUUUUCUCAACUGAGUUCUUUCCAGGUCUCCUUUACCAGUUAGACAAGACUAGCUUCCAGUGUAUGAAGAAGCCAAGAUUUGUAAUGCUAAGAGACCUGCCUUGACUGCAUGAAGAAAGGAGAAUACUAGUGGGUUUGGGACACUGUGGGUAACUUAUUAAAUUCUGGCAAUAGAACUGAAGGGCUUGCCCCAAACCCAAAUCCUUUUAUAAGAUUCAGAUAAUCAAAAUUGUGAUGGACUCAAGUCAUUGCCUGUUGGUAAGGGCGAGAGGAUCCAGCUUCUUUCUUCUACUUUCCAAGUUGCAAUCCAGGAAUAUGAAGAGGCUGUGAAGAGGCUGUUUAUUUUUUAAAAGCUUGAUUGUAUAUAUGUAUUUUUUACAUCAGGAGUGUCCACUGAUCCUGGAGGAGGCCUUAAAUGCCACUUAUAAACUCUCCCUUUUUUUAAGCCCUUAGAGGUUGGGAGACUGCUGAAGUUCAACAGCUUUUCUUCACUUUUUUUCUCAGGUAUGUGGGAGUAAGCCCUAUAGUUCCAUCAACUGUAGUCUGCCAGACAGACUUCAGGCACUCUAUGUCUAAUAUUUGGUAGCUGUGUUACAGCUCAAUGUUGUAAUAGUUCAAAUCAGUCAAUUAAAGUACUGUAUUAAUUUUCAUUAGCUUGUCUUGUCUUCCAUGAUCUUUUUACGUUAUAGGAAGAUAGAGAUCCUCCUGACAAUUGUGUGAAAGCCUCAUUUUCAUUAUUAUAUCAAAUAUCUGUGCAAAUCCUCAUGCAGUGUGCAGAAUAUUUCAAACUAAUUAGUAAAAAUAUUUUAUAUUGUUUCUUAUAAAGCAUCAAAAUUCAAAAUAGUUUGCCUGCCUUUUAAUACUGGCAUAUAGCUUUUGAAGAAAAACAAAACAUCACAUGGAAUAAUAUUGUUACCUGGUCUUCCCCUCACUGACAGGAGCAGCAGACAGAGGUUUACAGCCUGACUUUUGUUUGUAUUGAAAACAUGGGAUGUCUGCUUAUCCCACUGACAAUUAUAGGACCUAAUCAGCUUUGCUGGAGAGUCUGAUAGGGGAAACUGCUACACGCCAGCAGUACUCUGCAGCUUCCUCCCCCAGAACAUUUUCCACCUAACAUUCUGCUUUUGGUGGCACUUGCAUCUGCAUUUUACAGGCUGCAAUUCCAAAACUUUGCACAACGCAUGAGAUCCUGUCUAUUGCUACUUAGGCUACCGUCAAAACCACUAAAACCAGGCUCAAGGCAUUGCGUCUUACCCAAUUUUGGUAAGUUAGGCGUAGAGUUCAAGAACAAGAACUCUGCCACUUGAAGAGAUGUGUUGUUGGAGAAGCUGAAAAAGUUGUAGCUAAGCAGCAACCACAUCCUAUUUUGCAGUCCUUUGAGUCUCUCCACAGUUCCUGUGAAAUUCAAGAUUUCAUUUAUAUUCUGAGUACAUAUGGAAGAUGCCACCUAACGUGUUUACAGGUAGUGAUACCAUGGUGCAUUUUCAGUGCAAUUAUAUCUAGUUUUCUAGAUGUGAAAUCUACUUUAAUGAAGUGUUAUAAUCGUCCUGAGUUUAGAGUUAUCCGCUUAGAGUUUUGAUAGACUACCAGAUGCCCAUACAGGCCAAGGGGAGGGCUGCAGGAGAUAUCACGUAUCUGCUAAAAGAAGGUUAAG